AUGGCAUGCUGCGGAGCCUCAUUGACUCCUCUGGCCCAACAUGCAAAGUCUUUGCAUACCAGCCGAGCUGAUGGUGUUCCCAUGCAUUUCCCCAUGUACACGGUUUCUCUGGACACUUUGCUGGAGAUGACCAAGGUCGAACCUCACGAAGUGCUGAAGGCCAAAGACAUGCUGGUGGACUUUAAAGGGUCCAUGGGCAAAGCCGCGUUUGUUUCGCACCAGUGGGUCGCCCCGAACCACCCCGACCCAGAGUUCAAGCAGAUGAGGGUGUUGCAGGGGGCACUCCAGGAGAUGAAGAUGGGCAACUUGCAACGUAUACCUGUGGAACUUGUUUCAGAAGCCGCAGAAGGACAUGUAAAGCCCUUGCCAACAUCACGGCUUCUGUCUGAACCUUUAUUUUUCUGGUAUGACUACUUUUCUUGCCCGCAGAAGGAUCGGGUGAGUCGAAGCAUGACAUCGCUCUUCUCUCCUGAGGGCGAAUCUGGAAGCAAGCUGCUGGAUGCCAUCAACAGCAUACCAGCCUACGUGCAAGAGAGUUCCUUCUUCUUUGGUCUUGUGCCGGUAUUAGAAAAUCCGCACUCAAGCAACUUGAUCACGCCUCUGACGUGGCAGUCCCGAGGAUGGUGUCGCCUUGAGAGAACAUGUGGAGAACUCGCUCAGCAACACUCCUGCAUCAUGGUGAAAAGCCCCAAAGACGUUGAGCUCAUGGCGGGUACUUGUGCAUUCCUUCGCGCCGGAUGUGGUCCGGUGGGCGAGGGCAUCUUCACAGUGCCGCAGGAUCGCUUGAAGCUUGGACCAGUCCUCGUGGCAGCAGUGAAACGCCGAAUGCUGAGCUUGCUCAGAGCCCAGGACUUGCCGGGGUACCGUGCAUUGUUGAACCAGCAGCACAUCUUGCUCAGAGGAAUGACCUGCGAAGCUGCGGAAGCUUUUUUGGAGAUGGAAGACCCGAAGCCUGCUUGCGAGGACUCCUGGGGCUCCUCGCUUGUCAGGAGCUUCUUCCACCAGAACGGCUUCCGCAACGUUUGGGAGACCGACUCUGGUGGCUGGUCGCCUCUACACUACGCUGCCCUGAAAGGGGAGCCGUUGCUUGUGGAAGAGCUGCUGAAGAUCCGGGCAGACCCGAACCAAGGAAGCAAGAAAGUCCACCCGGCCAUCGGACAACCUGCUGGGACUCCACCCUUGUCCAUUGCCUGCAUUUUCAAGAACAAUGAGGCCGCGAAGCUCUUGAUCUCCGCAAAAGCAAGAAUUGCAAGUCGUGGGUUUGUUCGUGGCCCUUUCAACUGUGCAGCCCAUGCAAACAACACAGAGGCCAUCCAGAUUCUUUGCCAUGCUGGGUGCAGCCCGGUUCAGACGAAUCUCUUUGGCAUCAGUGUCAUGGAUGGUGCUGCCUAUCAUGGGGCACUGGAAGCCAUGCAUGAGCUUCUUUCACAGAGCACUGCAAGUGCCCUGAAUCCAACUUCUGCCCUCUACAAUGCAGCGAUGGGGGGCGGGAGUGCUGAUGUGGUGCAAUUGCUGCUGGAAAUGAGGGCAGACAUGAAUGCACAGACAGAUGAACACUGGAAGCGAACAGCAAUGAUUCGGACCUUAUACAAAGUCAAGGUCCUGCAACACCGGCUCGGCAAGGUCACCAUGGUAAGCAAGAUUUUAUACCACGCCAAGGGCGCGACUCCUUUGAUGAUCGCUUUACUGACUGGGCAGCACGAAUGCGCUUCAGCUUUGAUCGCUGCAGGAGCAGAUUUGACUCCACGGAACUCGAGGGGAUGGACUGCAGCAGACUUCUUACAAGGGCAUUCCGCGCCAGAGUUCUUGCGCGAGGCUUUUGAAGGAAGAGUGGAGGCAUGCCAGAGGGUGUCACAACUGUCGCGUGGUUGGGUCCAACUGGAACUCUGA
Symbiodinium natans is the source of this 1890-nucleotide messenger RNA. The record is from the annotation of a GenBank genome assembly. Lineage: Eukaryota; Dinophyceae; Suessiales; Symbiodiniaceae.